This is a messenger RNA of Eimeria mitis, 564 nucleotides long. RefSeq lists its product as uncharacterized. Bases 1 to 564 code for a protein of 187 amino acids. NCBI's taxonomy places the organism in Eukaryota, Apicomplexa, Conoidasida, Eucoccidiorida, Eimeriidae. The record is from RefSeq and is a predicted model, not a curated record. The transcript has 2 exons.
AUGAAUACGCGAAGGACGCGGCAGCACAACUGCAACCAAACACAGCAGCAGCAGCAGCAGCAGCAGCAACAGCAUCAGCACCAGCAGCAGCAGCAGAACCAGACCAGCAACAGCCGCAUCAGCAGCACAUCAGCAACAACAGCAGCAACAGCAGCAGCAGCAACAGCAGCAGCAGCAACAGCAGCAGCAGCAACAGCAGCAGCAGCAACAGCAGCAACAGCAGCAGCAGCACGAGAAACCAGAGAUGAGGAGGAGUUAUGUAAAAAACAACAACAACAGCAGCAACAACAGCACCAGCCACUGCAACAGCAACAGCAGCAGCAACAGCAGCAACAACAGCACCAGCCACUGCAACAGCAACAGCAGCAGCAACAGCAGCAACAAAAGCAGCAACAGCAGCAGCAACAACAGCAGCAACAACAGCAGCAACAACAGCACCAGCAACAGCGACAACACCAGCAGCAACAACAACAGCAGCAGCAACACCAGCAGCAGCAACAGCAGCAACAGCAACAGCAGCAACAGCAAGAGCCGACCUAUCGGGUGUUAUUUCUUUUUGCAUGA